Brassicogethes aeneus is the source of this 1615-nucleotide messenger RNA. NCBI's taxonomy places the organism in Eukaryota, Metazoa, Arthropoda, Insecta, Coleoptera, Nitidulidae. The record is from the annotation of a GenBank genome assembly.
CGGCGCCUGUAUACCGGACAUUGUAGUAACCAACUGUGCAACGGUAAUGAACGCAAAUGGAGUGGUGUAGCGAAAAAGCGUGUUUUGUUAAAUAAUUUGUGCAAUUAUUGCCUUAAACGUCUGUGAAAUAUAGUUUCGUGUGUCCGUUUUUGGCUAUGGAGAACUCAAACUCGGAAGGUGUCGUCAUACCGGACAUUUCCGAAGCCGAGCAGCUUGCGAAUGAGCACGAUGGCGGCGAUAAUGGAGAAAAUGUUGAUACGAAAGAUCCAAGAAUUGCCACGGUAUCUGUUAGGCAUGCAGGUGUUCCUGUGUCUUUGCCCGUCGGGUCUCUUAUCACCAGUACUUUUAAUGUUAUUACACAAGACCAAAUUCCUCAUUUUAAGCCUAUGCUUUGUGUUGAUAACGGAUACAUAGCAACAGACGGCUCAGGAAACGAACUAAAAACAAUUGUUAUCCAAGAGGACGUUUCAGGCGGUAGUUCGACUCCUGUAACAGUUUCAGCUCCUUCAGUAGGUUCGUGGAACGAGGCUGCCAGUUUACCAGUUUUGCCUGUUAGAUGUAAAAAUACUUCAGCUGAACUCCAUAAAUUCCGAUUCGGUUCGGGGGGAAGAGGGCGCUGCAUUAAAUUGGGAAAUUCUUGGUAUACUCCAAGCGAAUUUGAAGCUCUUUGCGGGAGAGCAUCCAGCAAAGAUUGGAAAAGAAGUAUAAGAUUUGGAGGAAGAAGCCUUCAAACACUUAUAGACGAAGGUAUUAUAUUGCCACAUGCUACAAGCUGUACCUGUGCCGCUUGUUGCGAUGACGAGACUGCAACAGGACCAGUUAGACUUUUCACUCCAUACAAAAGGAAGCGACGAAAAGAGAGCGAUCCAUCUAGAAGAACAAAUGGAGACGACAGCGACCACCAAUCCAAGGAAGAAGUGUGGCAAAGUUUGGCCGACGGCCUUGACUCCACCGAUUAUCAAAUGAUGGAACCCAUAGCCUCUGCCGACCCAUCGUCGCAACUUAAGCGAUUGGAAAAUAUCGGAAAUCAAAUAAACAGGUUGGCUGUGGAGUUUCGAAGAGGCUUGGAGGAACUCAAGGAAACUUUAAAUCGACAGCAAGAUAAAUUUUUAAGAGAGAAAGAGUCAGCAAUUUUGGCUGCUAGGGUUGAAGCUCAAGUAGCUGCUUUACAACCUGAAAGUAAUAAUGAUUCCACACUGCAACCUGCUUUAGACAAUGAUAAUCAUAAGAAGUGCGCCAAUUGUAAUAGAGAAGCCUUGGCAGAAUGCUCUCUCUGUCGAAGAACGCCAUAUUGUUCAACGUUUUGUCAGCGCAAAGACUGGGCAUCACAUCAAGUGGAAUGUGUCAGAGGUGUUUCUGAAGCAGGUCAGCAGUCUAUUAUGCUUAUUGUUGAAAGUACAGAUCAACAAUAAUUUAUCAAAAAUCAACAUCAAAUUAUUUGGGUUGGGUUGACAAACCAUACAUUUUUAAAUUGUAAAUAAAAAAUAUUAAACUAAGUUAGUGUAAAAUAAUUAAAAUUUAUUAUUUAAAAUUGUAUUAUUCAUUCUAUUCUACAUAUAUACAGUAGACUGGGCCAAAAAAAUCAACUAUUUUUUUUAAGUAUAUCGAAAAUAUG